This is a messenger RNA of Aspergillus sclerotioniger CBS 115572, 609 nucleotides long. Its product is annotated as iron-sulfur cluster assembly protein CIA2. The record is from RefSeq and is a predicted model, not a curated record. Gene Ontology annotation, biological process: iron-sulfur cluster assembly. Bases 1 to 609 code for a protein of 202 amino acids. The transcript is spliced from 2 exons. Lineage: Eukaryota; Fungi; Ascomycota; Eurotiomycetes; Eurotiales; Aspergillaceae.
AUGGAGCCCGCAAUGCAGAAUUCGAAUCCUACUAUCCUAAACGUUGCAGAUCUUCCCACUCGGCUGCGUCCUGCAUCAUCUCGCAAAUCGGGCACUUACAGAGGCGGAAUCCUUGCGUUAACGCUUUCCUCUCUAGUACACCCCACUGACCUCGCUCUCAGUCCCUAUGAAUCCGAAGAGUCUGACGAUGAUACUGGUUUGAUGGAAGAACCGAUUGAUGAACAGGAGAUAUAUGAUCUUGUGUCAACUAUAUCCGACCCGGAGCAUCCCAUUUCGUUGGGAGCUUUGGCGGUUGUGUCGCUUCCUGACAUUUUCAUCAGACCGACACUUCCGGAAGUACCGAGCUCUCUUCUUCGAACGGUGACCGUCCUUAUCACUCCGACGAUAACUCAUUGCAGUUUGGCCACAGUCAUAGGCCUUGGUGUACGAGUCCGGCUUGAACAGUCGCUACCCCCGCGGUUCCGUGUGGACGUGCGGAUCAAAGAAGGAACGCAUAGUACAGCCGAUGAAGUCAAUAAACAAUUAGCCGAUAAAGAAAGAGUGGCUGCUGCACUAGAGAAUGGGACACUAAUGGGCGUUAUUGCGAAAAUGCUGGAAACGUGCCAAUGA